Anisakis simplex (herring worm) is the source of this 300-nucleotide messenger RNA. NCBI's taxonomy places the organism in Eukaryota, Metazoa, Nematoda, Chromadorea, Rhabditida, Anisakidae. The record is from the annotation of a GenBank genome assembly.
CUUGUUGCGUACCCGGCGAACGAGGACCUAUCGGAGAUACUGGUCUGCCGGGUUUGCCAGGUAAUCCAGGCCCUGACGGAGCACCAGGCCGACCAGGCGCCACACCGAACGCAUCAUGUAUUCCGGAACGAGUCUUCGAACCACCACCAUGUCUACCGUGUCCGCAAGGGCCUCGCGGCUUGCCGGGACAUCCUGGAUUCCCAGGUGAUCCUGGAGAUGCAGGCAUUGCCGGACGACCUGGACUGGAUGGUCUCCCAGGAAAGCCAGGCGAAGACGGUCCACCAGGCCCGCCUGGUCCAG